Messenger RNA from Opisthorchis viverrini, 207 nucleotides. RefSeq lists its product as hypothetical. The record is from RefSeq and is a predicted model, not a curated record. The transcript is spliced from 2 exons. Lineage: Eukaryota; Metazoa; Platyhelminthes; Trematoda; Opisthorchiida; Opisthorchiidae. Bases 1 to 207 code for a protein of 68 amino acids.
AUGGACGCUUGUCAAUGUGCCCCAUCGAACGACUGUAUUCAGCGCAAAUUUAACCCGUCUAGCAGACCCAACGCCACUCGACUCUUUCCAGGGGGUCUUUCGAGCAAUAAAGCAACCACGAGCAAAGGCCUUCUGCAAACGUUGAAUGUUUGUUUGAGGAGCAUGGUAGGUGGUAGUGUUGGCACCGAGCAUGAUGUUCGGUUCUAA